CUGCAAUAAUUUUAGCUCCGUGGAAUUGGGUGAAGCCAACAAACAUUACGGAUAAUCCGCCCUUUCGUCAUUGAAGAUAAUAUAAACAAAACGAACGCUUUUAAACCUCCGUCAAAGAGACAGCUCACUACUACAUCUUCUGUCGAACUAGCUCACCCAGCGUCAUCCCGACACACUUCUCAUCGCUCCCCAAAAAGGGACGGAGAGAGGCCACCGACCUGUAUUCCCCCCCCCCCCCCCCGGGGAGACCGUCAAAUCAGGAACACUGGCGCUGCAACCAGAGGCUUACGGCGGUCCAGCGACCGCUGUAGGUAUGGCUCAGAGCGCGAGCGAUGUUCCGCUCGAGGAAUAUGAUUAUGAGGGAUUACCUCCGAAUUUCAGCUUGUUGCAGAAUAUGACGGCUGGUGCGGUGGCGGGGAUUGCGGAACACACAGUCAUGUACCCCAUCGACUCGAUCAAGACGCGCACACAGAUCCUCGGCACCAUGCAGCAGCCACGCACGGUGUAUAACAUGAAAUGGGCUAUCGGGCUAUGGAGAGGAAUGUCCAGUGUUGUGGUAGGAGCAGGUCCCGCACAUGCGAUUUACUUCGCGACUUAUGAGGCUGUUAAGCAUCUUAUGGGCGGUAACCAGGCGGGACUCCACCACCCCCUCGCAGCUGCUACCAGCGGCGCCUGUGCCACCAUCGCCAGCGACGCGCUCAUGAACCCCUUCGAUGUUAUCAAACAACGCAUGCAAAUCCACGGCUCCAAGAAGCUCUUCCGCACCAUGCCUGACUGCGCGCGCUACGUCUUCCGCGCCGAAGGCCUGCGCGCCUUCUACGUCUCCUACCCCACCACGCUCUCCAUGACCGUCCCCUUCACGGCCCUCCAAUUCCUGGCCUACGAAUCGAUAUCCACCUCCAUGAACCCGACCAAGGCCUACGACCCCGUCACGCACUGCGCUGCGGGUGCGGUGGCGGGAGGGUUUGCGGCGGCGCUGACGACGCCAAUGGAUGUGGUCAAGACGAUGUUGCAGACGAGGGGGUCGGCGAGCGAUGCGGCGCUGAGGAAUGUUAAUGGGUUUGUGGAGGGGUGUAAGUUGUUGCAUCAGAGGGAGGGGUAUAGGGGUUUUUUCAAGGGGGUGAAGCCCAGGGUUAUUACGACGAUGCCGAGUACGGCUAUUUGUUGGUCGGGGUAUGAGGCUUGCAAGGCUUACUUCAUCCGCCGCAACAACUCAAUCCUAUAAACCAACCCAUCCAUCCACCCUCAUCUCAUUCGUCCGCUCUCGCGCAUACAUCGUUAUCUGACCACCACCACCAGCAUUCGCCAAGCGACAUCGGAAGUCCCCCAAACCCCGACCGAACUACGUCUUUUCCCAUGCAUGCGUGUGUAACGGAUCACCCAACCACGUACCCCUGCCACCCCCGGUCUUGGCGACGCGACACAUUCAUCAGAUAACGACCCGGCGGCUUCGGAGAUAGAUGGAUCCACGGAGUCGUUGCGGAGAUACAUACGGCUUUUUGCGACCACCGGUGAUUGUCGAUACGAAAAAAAAACUGUACAUUCUGUCAUAUUUCUACUUUAAUUAUUUCCGUUUUAUGGAGCGCGCGUACGCACACGCGCUCGCGCUAGGUUCUUGUCUCUUUUUUCGGCCAGGUCGACUGGGCGGCUGGCCUACACUUUAUGCGUGGUUCUGCAUGUAUAGACAGCCUUCCUUGGGACGGCGAGAUGCGAAGGGGCUAUUUGCUUUUUUGGCUCAAAAGAAGAGGAGGGGGAGGGCGUUUUUUUCGAAUUUUCAGGGACGACGACGCUAGAUUGGACUGUGUGUAGUGUGUAUAAAUAUGAUAGGCUAUCGGAUUCGGAUUCAUAGCGUGGGGGGAGGGGAAAGGCUGAUUCUUAUCUAUUGAUGAUUGUGCGGGUGAUGUGUGAUGGGAUGUGAGAAGUUGAUGUAGU
Pseudogymnoascus destructans is the source of this 1932-nucleotide messenger RNA. It is a transcript of the gene MRS3/4, whose product is annotated as mitochondrial. Gene Ontology annotation, cellular component: mitochondrial membrane. Lineage: Eukaryota; Fungi; Ascomycota; Leotiomycetes; Thelebolales; Thelebolaceae. The transcript is spliced from 8 exons. The record is from RefSeq and is a predicted model, not a curated record. Gene Ontology annotation, biological process: iron import into the mitochondrion. Gene Ontology annotation, molecular function: ferrous iron transmembrane transporter activity. The coding region runs from base 314 to 1225 and encodes 303 amino acids.